Nerophis lumbriciformis (worm pipefish) is the source of this 4708-nucleotide messenger RNA. It is a transcript of the gene arsk, whose product is annotated as arylsulfatase family, member K. The record is from RefSeq and is a predicted model, not a curated record. NCBI's taxonomy places the organism in Eukaryota, Metazoa, Chordata, Actinopteri, Syngnathiformes, Syngnathidae. Gene Ontology annotation, molecular function: arylsulfatase activity; glucuronate-2-sulfatase activity.
GCUACAGUAGCUCAUCUUGCACAGUUUUAUUUAUUUUUUUAUCUGAAGUAUUAGCAUGACUUUAAUAUUGGGUUUCCUUUACGUGUUUCAAAUGUUUGGUGGAUGUUUUUGUCAUAACGUCACAAGACUGAACAUCGUGAUGGUGAUGUCUGACGCCUUUGACGGACGGUUAACGUUUGAUCCUGGCAGUAAAGUUGUGCACUUGCCUUACAUAAAUUACCUGAGAGAGCUGGGCAGCACCUUCUUAAAUGCAUACAGCAACUCGCCUAUCUGCUGCCCCUCCAGAGCAGCCAUGUGGAGCGGCCAGUUUGUUCACCUGACCCAGGCGUGGAACAAUUACAAGUGCCUUGAUGCCAAUGCAAGCACGUGGAUGGACUGGCUGGAGAAGAGUGGAUAUCUUACCAAGAUGCUGGGAAAGCUCGACUACACCUCAGGGCAACACUCUCUCAGCAAUCGCAUCGAAGCCUGGACCCGGGAUGUCCCCUUCCUGCUGCGCCAAGAGGGUCGACCAGUCACACAACUUGUUGGGAACGCGUCAACAGUGAGGGUAAAUAUUGGUGACUGGAAGAACACGGACUUGACCACACAGUGGAUCCACCAGAGGGCAGCGUCCUCACACCAGCCUUUCGCUCUCUACCUGGGCCUCAAUUUACCUCACACCUACAAGACUGACUCCUUGGGACCUACGGCCGGAGGAUCCACCUUCCGCUCAUCUCCCUAUUGGCUAAAAAAGGUUCGUUCUGAUUUCGUCUCCGUUCCCACCUGGCUGCCCAUGGCUGCCAUGCACCCUGUGGACUACUACUCCACCUUCACCAAAAACUGCAGCGGGGACUUCACCGAGGAGGAAGUCAGAAGAAUCCGGGCCUUCUACUAUGCCAUGUGCGCUGAAGCGGACGCCAUGUUGGGGCGGGUGAUUUCAGCUCUGAGAGACACCCAGCUGCUCCAGAGCACUGUGGUGAUUUUCACGGCGGACCACGGCGAGCUCGCCAUGGAGCACCGGCAGUUCUACAAGAUGUCCAUGUUCGAGGGAAGCGCCCAUGUUCCCUUGCUAAUCAUGGGACCGGGGCUGGUAUCGGGCCAGCAGGUCAAGCAGCUGGUGUCCUUGGUUGAUGUCUAUCCUACUGUACUGGAUAUUGCAGGUAUUUCAGGUGCAGGCAAUCUCAGCGGCCACUCGCUAUGUCCUCUUCUGUCCAAGCACGGCAGCUUUCCAAGGAGGCAACGCCCAGACUGGGUUCUGAGUGAAUACCAUGGCUGUAAUGUCAACGCCUCUUCAUACAUGCUGAGAAGUGGUCGGUGGAAAUACAUCGCCUAUGCAGAUGGUCUGACUGUACCUCCCCAGCUUUUUGACCUGACACAGGACAAGGAGGAACUUGAUGACGUGGCCAUCAAAUAUCCAGGUGUGCGGGUACAACUGGACACGCUGUUACGCAGCAUUGUGGACUACCCAGCCGUCUCUAAAUCCGUGCAUGUCUACAACAAGAAGCAGUUUGGUGCCUGGCAACAAAGUGCAGGAAGUAACUAUAGCCGGGUCAUGGCUAAUCUCAGGUGGCAUGUCGACUGGCAGAAAGAUGCUUCAGGUAAUGAAAGACUGAUUGACAGGUGGCUCAAUGACUCCUUGUGAUGCACAUGCAAAUAUUAUACAGUAUACUGUAUAUAUAUAUAUAUAUAUACACAUACACUAUUGUGGGGUGAGAUGUAGCCAGCGCUGCCUACAGGAGCAAAAGUCACCGCCUCUGUCCAUGGUGCUGAGGACAGAGCACCAUCAGACGGGGGCGUGGCAGUGCUGACGGCGAGACACAGCUGGCUGGUGAUUAGAUUUCAUAGGUGGUACGUGUUAAUCUAAUCAUCUGUUGUCGUUAACAGUAAGCGACCGGAAAAAGGAGGGAGGGGAGAGAGGAUGCGGACGUGACUGAAAAGUCACGUUCUACUAGGAGAGAAAACUUUUGUUGAUAACAUUAUAAUAAUUAUAUUAAUAAUGGAUUAGAUUUUAUAUCGCGCUUUUCUAUUAUUAAUCAUUAAAAACCUUGUUAAACCUGCACGCUUGGUUCCGGUGCCGUGUCUGACAGUGGGACCGCUAGGAAGCGACUUCCACAACUAUAUUUCCAAAAUGAUAUAGCCACCCUUCCAAACGGUGAGAAUCAGGUGUCCUAAUCACUUGGCCCGGCCACAGGUGUAUUAAAUCAAGCACUUAGGCAUGGAGACUGUUUCUCCAAACAUUUGUGAAAGAAUGGGCCGCUCUCAGUGAUUUCCAGCGUGGAACUGUCAUAGGAUGCCACCUGUGCAACAAAUCCAGUCGUGAAAUUCCCUCGCUCCUAAAUAUUCCAAAGUCAACUGUCGGCUUUAUUAAAAGAAAAUGGAAGCGUUUGGGAACAACAGCAACUCAGCCACCAAGUGGUAGGCCACGUAAACUGACAGAGAGGGGUCAGCGGAUGCUGAAGCGCAUAGUGCAAAGAAGUCCAAACUUCAUGUGGCCUUCCAAUUAGCCCACGUACAGUACGCAGAGAGCUUCAUGGAAUGGGUUUCCAUGGCCGAGCAGCUGUAUCUAAGCCAUACAUCACCAAGUCCAACGCAAAGUGUCGGAUGCAGUGGUGUAAAGCACGUUCUCUGGAGUGAUGAAUCCCGCUUUUCCACCUGGCAAUCUGAUGGACGAGUCUGGGUUUGGAGGUUAAUGAUAAUAAUAAUAAUAAUAAUAAUGAAUUACAUUUGUAACACACUUUACAUUUGUUAAAAUCUCAAAGUGCUACAAAAUAUAGAAAAAGAAGUUUAAAAAAUAAAAAUGAAAAGUUAGAAUAUAUAAUAGAACAUUUAAAUAGAAAUAAAAACAUAAAUAACACUAGAUAAACACUAGAUAAAACAUAGAAGCAUGGAUAAAAUAGAAAUACAAAUAUGAAAGCACUGGAUAAAACAGAUAGGCAAGCAGUGCAUUUAAAAACAAGAUGGCUGUCAGGGGAACGGUACAUUUUGGACUGCAUUGUGCCGUGUGUGAAAUUUGGUGCAGGAGGAAUUGUGGUGUGGGGUUGUUUUUCAGGAGUCAGGCUUGGCCCCUUAGUUCAAGUGAAAGGAACUUUGAAUGCUCCAGGAUACCAAGACAUUUUGGACAAUUCCAUGCUCCCAACCUUGUGGGAACAGUUUGGAGCAGGCCCCUUCCUCUUCCAACAUGACUGUGCACCAGUGCACAAAGCAAGGUCCAUAAAGACAUGGAUGACAGAGUCUGGUGUGGAUGAACUUGACUGGCCUGCACAGAGUCCUGACCUGAACCCGAUACAACACUUUUGGGAUGAAUUAGAACGGAGACUGAGAGCCAGGCCUUCUCGACCAACAUCAGUGUGUGACCUCACCAAUGCGCUUUUGGAAGAAUGGUGGAAAAUUCCUACAAACACACUCGGCAACCUUGUGGACAGCCUUCCCAGAAGAGUUGAAGCUGUAAUAGCUGCAAAAGGAGGACCCACAUCAUAUUGAACCCUAUGGGUUAGGAAUGGGAUGACACUUCAAGUUCAUAUGUGAGUCAAGGCAGGUGGCCAAAUACUUUUGGCAAUAUAGUGUGUGUAUAUAUAUAUAUGCCCUGUAUAAUGACAUGUUUUCUGCACACCAGACGUUUGCUCUCUCACAGUAACAACUCAAAUCAAUAUGUUUUGCUUUUAUAAUUCCUGAAAUUAGCUUUGCAGGUUUGAAGAAUAAUGCUUUCCUUAAUUUUUCUAAAGCCACGACACACUUGGAAAACCCCUACACUACUUUAUAACCAUUUGUACACUGUUCUGCAAUCAUUCGUUUUGUCAAAGAUAUAUUUUUAUAUUCAGCCGUAUUGUUAUGAAUGCUGCUUAAGAUUAGAAUAUAAAUAAUAUGAAUUAAAAAUUUUUUUUACUGUAAUGUGUUUUCUAUUCUCUUUAAUUUCCACAUUUUCAUUGACAUUUUACAAUUAGUUAAUUCAUUAUUAAUUAUUCAAAUGUGCAGUAUCGCUUAAAAAAUCUUAUGCCCUGCUUCCAAUUUAAUUAAGCAGAAUUAUCGAAUGCAGUGGUUCUCAAACUUGUUUCACCAACUACGACCUCAGAAAAAACUCUCCAAGUACCAUCAUAAUGACAAACAUUAAAAUACAGUAGCGUAGUAAGUGUGGUGAAAUUAACCUCUGCAUUUGACCCAUCACCCUUGAUCACCCCCUGGGAGGUGAGGGGAGCAGUGAGCAGCAGCGGUGGCCGCGCCCGGCAAUCAUUUUUGGUGAUUUAACCCCCAAUUCCAACCCUUGAUGCUGAGUGCCAAGCAGGGAGGUAAUGGGUUCCAUUUUUAUAGUCUUUGGUAUGACUCGGCCGGGGUUUGAACUCACAACCUACCGAUCUCAGGGCGGACACUCUAACCACGCGCCCUUUGGCCAAAAUGUAUUUUUAAAAAAAUAUAUGUAUAUAAAUAUAGAGACAUAUUGUAAUAACUUGAAGUAAAUAAUGAAGAUUAAAAACCAAUUAGGAACAAAAAAAUUCCCCCAAAAAAUUAUUUACGAAAAGCAUGUCUUUUUCUCACAAUGUGUCGACUUUUUUCUUAUAAAAUUGGGAACAAUUUCUCAUAUUCUUUCUGUUUCUGUAACAUUGCAAUAUUUUCUCGUAAAAGUAUUACUUUUUAAUGCAAAAUGGCAACAUUUGUCAUGUAAAAUUCUGACUUUUAUCACAAUAUUGACCAUUUUUUUGUUGUUUUCGUUAAACAGUGACAAUUUUUUGGGGUA